This is a messenger RNA of Episyrphus balteatus (marmalade hoverfly), 1975 nucleotides long. RefSeq names its product sodium channel protein Nach (gene ppk9). The transcript is spliced from 9 exons. Gene Ontology annotation, biological process: sodium ion transmembrane transport. The record is from RefSeq and is a predicted model, not a curated record. Lineage: Eukaryota; Metazoa; Arthropoda; Insecta; Diptera; Syrphidae. Gene Ontology annotation, molecular function: ligand-gated sodium channel activity. The coding region runs from base 75 to 1889 and encodes 604 amino acids. Gene Ontology annotation, cellular component: membrane.
UCCCGAUCAAAACCAACUUUUGAAAGAGAAAUUAUUGGGGCCUUGAAAAUUCGUCCAUAUCCAAAAAGCGAGAUAUGUUCAAUAAUAAUCGUUUUCCAAUACCAACACCAUUACCAAACUACGACUAUGAUGGUGACUAUGAACGAAACAGUCCACCACCACCAAAUUAUUAUCAUCAGCGUCAGCGUUAUACUCGUCGCCAUGAACGCCUUUCAAAUCAGCAGCAGCGUCACCACCAACACCACAACUAUUUUGAUCGAAUGGAUAAUAAUCACAACCAAAAUCACUCGAAACAAACUCAAUUGACAAUCGGGGACCCGAAUACAGCUCGCUCAGAAUACGAAUACGAUGGUGGCCAUUGGUAUGGCAACAACUAUCCACCACAACAACGCCCACCAAUAAUGCUACAGCAGCUGCCACCAUCAUCAGUUUUGAUGGGGGAUCCUGAUGGGUUGUUGGGUGGUGGUGUCAGAGGAGGACAAGGAGACAUUGGCAAAACGGUGGCGAUUACAAAACCAUCGAUUAAAGGCAGUAAACGGAAUUAUCGGACCAAAGCAAAAGCUUUCAUAAUUGAGUUCCUGCAGGAGGCUUCGCUGCACGGAUUUAUCUAUCUAUCCAAAGUGGGACUUCAUUUUGUUGAAAGAAUUUUAUGGCUAGUAUUCAUCUGCAUUGCGUUUUUCGGUGUCAUAUCGCUUAGCCACAGGACAUGGGAACGCUUUCAGACAUCACCAAUAGUUAUGUCAAUGGAUCGCAAUAAGCUUGUAUGGAAUACAAGUUUUCCCAGCUUAACUGUAUGCCCACAUAAGAGGCUCGAUGAUAAUAAGAUUGAUGAAUAUUUAGAAAAUAAUAAGGAAAACUUUCCGAACGCCGAAGACAAAGAGGAUUUCCGUGUUUUUAUCGAUAAACUCGCCAGUCUUUCGUAUGAUAAUAUUGAAAGUUUGCCGAUGAAUAAAACUUUUGGCAUUUCCAGCGAUAAAUAUCUGGACACCCUGUUCAAGCUGAAGUGGAACUUUGAGCCGGAGCUAAGCAGUGGAACAACUGUCAAGAUGAACAUAUACCAGACGAUAACAGAGUUGGGUAUUUGCCAUUCGGUGAAUACCCUUGUUGCCCGGUAUAAUUCUUAUGAAUACUGGACGAGCAAUGAUUGGGGAUUACUGGACCAUGACGAAAGAGUAACAGUGCAUCCAUUGGAUGGGGAAAUCUAUGCACAGAUUAUAAACUUAUCAACAGCAUACGAUGUGUAUUUUCAUAGUGCCGGGGACAUUCCGAAUAUCUCGAAACAGAAGUACACAUUUCCCGAGAGUGAUUAUACAACUGUGGAACUGAUUGCUUUGGAAACAUUCACAACGCCUCGAGCCAAGGAAUUAAAGGUAAAUCAAAGAAAAUGUCGAUUUUCAAAUGAAGCUGAUGAAAUGAUGACCGUACCGAUUUACAGCUAUGGAUUGUGUUUAACUGAGUGCAGGAUGAAAUUGGCUUGGAGAGCAUGCAAAUGUGUUCCACAUUUCUAUCGAAGAAGAGUCAAGGGCGGAAGGAUUUUUCCUGUUUGUGAUUUCAUGGGGCUUUCAUGUUUGGCUCGAAUAAAAAAAGAGAUAAUCUCUCUAAAAUCUGACAUUUUAAAUAUCGACUGCAAGUGCUUCGCGAAUUGUGAUGAUUCUAAUUUUUUUGUCCAAUCAAAUCGAUCUAGAGUUUGGUUCCUUGGCGCAAAUCUACAAUGGGGAAUCAUUGAUUAUCCGAAAAUGCAAUUGCGACGGGAUGUGCUGUUUUCAUUUGCCGAUGUCCUUGUUUACAUCGGCGGAUUGGCAGGAUUCUUUUUGGGAUGCAGUCUUUUAACACUCACCGAAAUUAUAUAUUUUUUUACUGCACGAUUUUUUAGGAGGCUUUUUUUGUAAAAACAAACAACAAAAAAAAAUUAAUUGAAUUUUUAUGCAUCGUCAGUCAGAAAAUUUAUGCGCACAUUAUACAAACAAUAUUAAAA